GGAACACCCCUUUUUAAAUUGUUCCGAAUGAAUGAAAACAAAUAUGGCGGGUGAUGGAGAACGGCCUCUUCGCUCUCUCCAAGAAAAUAGAAGAACGUCUAGCCUGUCGGAGUCUGAAUAUGAAAUCGUCAAUGAUACAGGCAACAUGGGGUACGAGUUUCCCAUCAGGGAAAAUAUGUCUCGGAGAGAGAACAAAAGGCUGUGGGACCUUAACUAUCAGGAGGCGGCCAUAUUUCUGCAGGAGGGGGAAAAUAACGACAAGUUCUAUACCCACCCCAGGAGCUUCAGUGCCCUGCCGGCCUACCAAAUCGCCCACCACCAGUGGUUCAAGGUUCUGGACCUUGUGGCUGCCCUGGGUCUCCUCUUCCUAGCCGCUUGUGAACGACCAGCUGUGCCCUUUCUUACUUUACCUGUCGGGGUCCAUGGAUCGUUAGAAAUCCUGGGACAGCUGAUCCUAACUCUCCAGUUGGCUAUCAAAUUAAGGUGGCUCGGGUGGAAAACAUUCUUCAGACACAAGAGAACAUCCAUCAAGUCUGCUACUCUUCUGAUUAUGUUCAUUGAGUCUGUCGUGGUGCUGAUUCGACAGACGAAUCAUUUCCGAGUCACGAGGGCGCUCAGACCACUUUUUCUUAUCGACACACACCACUUCAGAGGAGUCAGAAGAAUCAGUCGACAGAUAUUGAUGUCGUUGCCUCCGAUUUUGGAACUCAUCUUUCUUCUCAUGUUCUUCAUUCUGAUUUUUUCCAUACUAGGGUUUUACCUGUUUUCUCAAGUCCCAAAUGACACAUAUUUCAGCACACUCCAGGACAGCUUCAUCAGUCUCUUUGUCUUGUUGACGACAGCCAAUUUCCCAGAUGUAAUGAUGCCUGCCUACGCUGACUCGCCAUGGAAUGCUGCCUUUUUUAUCGUAUACCUCGCUUUAGUCCUGUACUUCCUUAUGAAUUUAUUACUGGCUGUUGUCUACGAUACCUUUUCGAAUCUGGAGAAGAGGAAAUUAAAGAGGUUAUAUUUCCACAAGAGAACCGGCUGUCAGCAUGCCUUUAAACUCCUUGUAACACAACAGGAUAGAAAUAAAGUCAGUAUUCGAAACUUUAUGGGUAUGCUCAAGUACCUAAAGCCAAAUAAAAAGAGAUUGGAUGCCUAUUUGUCUUUCAAAACCCUGAAUACGUCCAAGGUCGGCAAACUGAGUCUGGAAGAAUUUUACAAUGUAUUCAGUGUCCUUGACCUUCAGUGGGAGCCCAAGCAAGAUGAAUUUAAGAUCUGGUCAACACAUUUCAAGCACCCCUUCAACUUUAUUUUCAAAAAAUUGCAUGAUUUUGUUAAUUGGCGAUGGUUUGAAGUGUUCAUUUACUUUGUUAUAGCGGCAAAUUUUAUCUGGAUCCUGGUUGAGACGAUUACACUUUCAAAACAGAACAUCAAUGUUAAACAUUACAACUUUACUAUCACGUGGGCCUCCAUCAUUUUUAUAUGCAUAUACACCAUAGAAGCUUCAGUCAAGAUUCUUGCCAAAGGUCCACUUGAAUAUUUUACAACAGGAUGGGAUUUGUUUGACUUUCUGGUGACGGUGACCAGUGUCAUUGGUUUAUUAGGGGAGUACUUCAACGACUCGUUUUUCUACAUCACAGUCCUCCGGCCAUUUAGACUUCUCAGAUUAUUCCGGAUGAAGAGAAGUUACAGAGAUGUCCUAGGAACGCUGUUCAUCCUCUUCUCCAGACUCAUCAGUCUGGUGGUUGUUAUUAUGCUGGUUUACUAUUUCUUUGCCAUCGUUGCCAUGGAGUGUUUCUUGUAUGUGGAUCUCAGAAACUGCUGCAAAAACUCCAGCGUAGAAGCAUUCUAUAGAUACAGCAACGAGUCCUCAAGUCUGGGGUACUACUAUCUCAACGACUUCAGAAAUAUACUUAUAUCUGGGGUGACAUUAUUUGAGCUAACAGUCGUCAACAACUGGUUUAUAAUAAUGGAAGGGUUUGCGCAUCACAUUGGAGAAGUAUCACGCACCUUCUUCAUGACAUUUUACCUAGUUAUGAUGGUCGUUAUGACGAUUGUGGUGGCCUUUAUUCUAGAGUUGUUCCUCUUCCGUAUUCAGUACAGAAGAAAACUGAAGCUGGAGGACAUUGAUGACCAUGCUAAACAAAUUGAACAUGUUUAUCUGAGUGACGAAGAGAAAGAGAUGUGUGAAAACAGCGAUCAUAAGUGGACCGGUCGAUAUAUCGUGCUGCAGAAAGACUCGACAGAUCUUCAGACUCCCUACUUGUAUAGAGGUGAAAGGACCAGGAACAAAAUAGACUUCAGUCUCCGGAUGCACGGCGACGAGGUCAAGAGUUGGUUGGAGGAGGAGCAGGAGAACCGGGAUCAGACGAUUCACACAAUGACAGAGCUCCGGAGGCGAAGUCGACCUAAUGCUGAUCUCGAGGAUCUGGACGAGGAUGUUAUUCCCAACUCCUCGUUUUGUAACCCCAUGGCUGAGAACCUCCAGGACGAGAUGUCGCGGUCGUGAGGAAGAGGGGGGUGUCUAACCCGUGAUUGAGAAUCUUCAGAACGAGGCCUCAUGGUCUUGAGGAAGUUUUAGGUGCUACAUUUAUUUGGCAGACACAUUCCAAUGACUGAGGUGUGACAAUCAUAUCAAUCAGUGGUGCGUUACGUUCCAGUUGAAUGAUUUGUAGAGUGUCACUGUGGUGCAUUACGUUCCAGUUGAAUGAUUUGUAGAGUGUCACUGUGGUGCUUAUUGUUAUGCAGUCGAGGUAAAACUCUCAAUCAGUUAACAUUGAAAAUGUAUACAUGUAUGUUUAUUGCUGUGAUCAUUGUUAAACAGUGCCAAAAACUGUUUGUUUCUAUUUUUUGGUGCCAUUUAGUUUUAUAUAUAUUACAAAUGGUGUUUUUGUGCAAUCCUUCCUCAUAUUGAGGAGAAUUGUUUAAUGGAAAAUGCUUUUUACACCCUCCGCAAAGUUUAGGGGGUAUACUGGAAUCACUUUAACUGUGUAUCCAUCGGUAGACAUAAUUUGCCCAGAGUACAGAUUUGACACUGACGAACAGAUUUGAUAAUAAGACUUUCUGUAUAUCGUAUAAUGAAGUUGUACACUUGCUGUAUUGAUUCAGAUUCUUAACAUUCAUGAAAGUUAUGGAUAUUUUUUUUUCCCUUUUGAAGGAUGUGUGUGUGUUAUGUUGUCAUUGUCCAUUGUAUAUCUUAGAGACCAUUUAUUAGCUCUUCUGAGCCAAAGGCUCAAAGAGCUAAUGCUAUGGCCAUUUGUGCGGUGUGCGUAAACUUUUUAGAAAAAGGGCUAUAACUCAAGAACCCCUUGGCCAAUUUUUUUCAAAUUUGUUACAGGGUAUCAUUGGCCCAAGGGCUUUCAUACAUACUAAAUAAAGGGAUGUGACCCUUUAACAAGGGGAGAUAAUCAGGAAAAUACAAACAAAAGUAGUGGUUGCUAAAAAAUCUUCUUCUCAAGAACCACAGGGCAGAUUAUCACCAAACUUACACAUAAGGAUGAGGAUAUGUUGUAGAUUAGAAAUUGUUCAAGGCAUUACCCUGGGGCAAAGGGCAUGGUCUCAAGGUCACUUCAAAGUUGACCUAAAUUUAAAUUUUUUUUAAAUUCCUUAAAUCUUAGAUAUUUUAGUCAUUAUAAGGACUAGGAUCAUCAAAUUUUGACAGUUGAUGCAUCUUAGGACCUUGUGUCAAGUUGUCUCAAAAGUAGGUCACGGUGACCUACUUUUUGAAUUUUGCAGGUAUUUAUUUUAAAAUUAAUUUUGAUGCAUAUCUUGGACACUUUGAAGCCUAUGAUCAUCAAAACUUGUCAGUUGGUGGAGCAUGGGACCUUGAAAUGCGUCAACUGAAAAAUAGGUCACCGUGACCUACUUUCUGAAUUUUAUGGCUUAUCAUUUAUAGAUAUAUUUUAAGUUGUUAUUUCAAAUACCGAGAGGUUUAGAAUCAUCAAAUCUUGUAAGUUGAUGCAUCUUGAGGCCUUGAAACAUAUUUAUAAAAAAAGUAGGUCACAGUGACCUACUUUUUGAAUUUUGCAGAUAUUCAAAUUUCACAUUUUCAAUUUUAGAUGCAUAUUUUGGGCACUGUAAAACCUAGGAUCAUCAAACUUUGUCAGUUGAUGCGUCUUCAGUCUUCGGUUUGUGUCGACCAAAAAGUAGGUCACCGUGACCUACUUUUGGUAUUUGACAGCUAAAUUACUAUAUUUCAGACACUAUUUGACCUACAAUCAUCAAACUUUGUCAGUUGAUGCAUCUUGAGUCUUCGGAGUGUAUCGACCAAAAAGUAGGUCACUGUGACCUACUUUUGGCAUUUGACAGUUAUAUUUAUAUAUUUCAGUCACUAAUUGACCUACAAUCAUCAAACUUUGACAGUUGAUGCACCUUGAGUCAAUGGAGUGUGUCGACCAAAAAGUAGGUCACCUUGACCUACUUUUGGAAUUUGACGGCUAUAUUUAUAUAUUUCAAAUACUAUUUGACCUACAGUCAUCAAACUUUGUCAGUUGAUGGGUCUUGCAUGUUCAAAGGGUUUCGACCAAAAAGUAGGUCAACUUGACCUACUUUUUGAAUUGGACACCUAUAUUUAUAUAUUUCAGAUACUAUUUGACCUACAGUCAUCAAACUUUGUCAGUUGAUGCGUCUUGCAUGUUCAAAGGGUGUUGACCAAAAAGUAGGUCACCUUGACCUACUUUUGGAAUUGGACGGCUAUAUUUAUAUAUUUCAGAUACUAUUUGACCUACAGUCAUCAAACUUUGUCAGUUGAUGGGUCUUGCAUGUUCGGAGUUCGCUGACCAGAAAGUAGGUCACCAUGACCUACGAUUGGAAUUUGACAGCUAAUUUUCAAUAUUCAGAUACUAAUUGGCUUAAAAUCAUCAAACUUUGUCAGUUGAUAUUUCUUGGGUUCUCAAAAUGUGUAAACCAAAAAGUAGGUCACAUUGACCUACUUUUUUUGAAUUCUUAGGAUUUAACUAAAGAUUUAGAAUACUAAGAGGCUAAGAAUAGAAAUGGUGGGGUUGUAUAAUUUAUCAGAAGAGCGAUUCUAGGCCCUUGGGCCUCUUGUUUUUCAUUGAGCACAAAUUCAUCAUUUCCCAUCAUCCAAUGUGUCCUGCUGGGGGUAUUAGUCAGGACAGUUCUAGUUUACGUCAUGAAAUAUUUUAAUACAGCUAGCAUAGUUGUUUUUCUUAAAAUUUUAAAUCAAACUGUAUAAGUGAUUGAAACAUGAAAGAACCAGAAAUACAUUUCUGGCCCAGAAAUUAAAGUCAUUUUUCUAUUUCCUUUAAAUUCAGGUAUUUCUACAUUGAAAAAAUCAUAAACAAAAAUAAAAAUAUAUUUUUUGAAGUUCCUGAAACUGAUUCUUUAAAUUAAUAUGAUGUCUCAAAGUUUGGGAUUUUUUUUUAACUGGAAAAUUGUCAACUUUUCAGGCAGUUUUAUGCCUAAAAUCGCAUGCACCAUGCAUUAAUCAAACUACUUGCUGAUAUUUACAAAGCUAUGAUGUAAAGAUGACCAUAUCUCAAACACAUCAUGGUCUACAUACAUGGCACAAAAUUUGUUAAGUAGCAUUAGAAAAUAGCUAGCAUUGGCUUGUUGAAAGGAAAUGGUGGAAAAUGUCAUUUGUUAUGAUGUCAUACAUGUACACAGUAAGUCCGAGAAUUAUCAUUAGCUUUGUGCAUCACACCUAUGUAUUAAAUUUAUUCAAACAUGUCUGUUACCUAAGUACAAUGUAGUUUAUGAUUAUGGUCACAAUUGGGGCCAGUUAUGUAUAUUUAUUAGUGAAUUUAGUUUUUGUUUUAUCAGUGUUGAAGUUUACACGGUCCUGCUAUACUGUGUACGCAUGUACACAGCAAAGUGUCACUUCAACCCACGAUGUUGGCACUUGGUGUAAUUUUUGUAUCAAUAUCAGUACAGAUUGACAUUAUCUUUCAAUACUUUCAGUUGUUUACAAAUUUUAUGUAUUCAAAUUCACUUGUGUAUUUCUGUCAGCAUGCCAGACGCCAUGUUGAUCUGUAUCACCAUUUUAUGCUUCCCCAUCAAAUGUCCAUAAAAUUGUCUCUUUUCAUCCAUCCAUUGCCAAAUAAUUCUUAUCCAAACUUUUUUAAGGUUAAUUUUUUAUUUAAAAAAAUGUCCAAUUAAUUGUUGAGGUGUUGUUGAAUUUUCAACUUUACUUUUCACGAACCACGGCUAGUUUCAACCAAACAUGACACAGUGUCCUUGAUUAAAGGGGGUUUAAGUUUCUUCAAAUGAAGGACUGUGUCUCCUUUCAAGGGGAGAUAAUUAGGAAACCACCAAUGAGUGUAGGAUGGGUAUUCAGAAAAUCAUCAGAAUUUUAUACGGAAGCUUCCUUAUAUACAAAAACAUGUAUGUUCAAUCUUGACUAAGAAACAAAGUUGAUGAAAUUAAUAUGCAAGCUUUGUCAUGUUGUGUAGAUUCACAUUUGUCUAUCACCCUCAGGGCCAAUGCAGAACUUCAAAAGAAGUUUGAAGUAUAUAUAUAGGAAAACUUUUUAAUUGAAUACGUGGUACAAUAUAUCAAACUGAUAUGCAAGAAUUUUCAUGCAUGAACUCAAGUUUGAUCAAACGGAGACUGCCUGGGUCGCAAUAGAGGUUAAAAGUUCACUUUCUUUAAGGAAUUAAGAAUUUCAGAAAAGCAUCUAUUCAACAAGCAAAGUGUACGAUUAUUUUGAUAAACGUAAAAAUGUAAAUUUCUUUAAUGCAUGAAACUAAAAAAGCACAGCCACGAACAGGUUUUAAAUUUUUUACUAUUGAUGCCCUAGCUAAAUUAAACCGUCUUUAUCCCAGUCUGAGCGAGGUGACUCAGACGAGUACUGGCUGCUGGCAGACUCAUGUCGGAUACGUCUAGUUUAUUGUAAUGUUGUUUUACAUUCUCUAUUUAUAGUUCGGUCUUUAUGAGCUCUUCAUUUACUGAACUGUUGCAGCAGAUUUUCAUGACAAACUUGCAAUCUUAAAAAAAAAUCUUUUGUGAGGGUUACUGAGCUUUUCUUUUGACAACAAAUGGUAUACACAUUGUACAACAUUUACUUUCAUUUUCACAACAAAUAGUAUACACAUUGUACAAAGUUUACUUUCAUUUUCACAACAAAUAGUAUACACAUUGUACAAAGUUUACUUUCAUUUUCAUGCAAUAUAUUUUAUCUUUGUGUUCACAAGUUUACACUCCUCCAUCUUUAGUCCUCCAACAUUAUCUUUCUCAGGCUCAUUUACAUUGUUCCAUACAAACAAUUUCUUAAUAAUUUUCACCGAAAUAUAUUUAGGUUCACUUGUAAGUUUUAUACUUUACGUUCACUUGUAAGUUUCAUACUUUACGUUCACUUGUAAGUUUCAUACUUUACGUUUACUUGUAAGUUUCAUACUUUACGUUUACUUGUAAGUUUUAUACUUUACGUUUACUUGUAAGUUUCAUACUUUACGUUUACUUGUAAGUUUCAUACUUUACGUUUACUUGUAACUUUCAUACUUUACGUUUACUUGUAAGUUUCAUACUUUACGUUUACUUGUAAGUUUCAUACUUUACGUUUACUUGUAAGUUUUAUACUUUACGUUUACUUGUAAGUUUCAUACUUUACGUUUACUUGUAAUUUAAGUUUCAUACUUUUCAGAAAAUCUUGUUUUGAUAUGACAUCCAAAGAAAACUUCCAAUGUUCCAUCCCUAUGCAAUAUUGUGUAAUAUUAAAUUGUUAUGUAUUUGAAUAUUAAUCAUUCAUUGGCAUUAAAGCUACAUAUUUAAAGUAUUUCUAAAUUUGUGACUUAGCAAUUUCUUAAAGGAAAAAUAAAAUCUCAAUAUUUUAAUCCUUGCAUUUCAAAUUGACUUGAAAAUGCUUCAGUUUUAACUGCACAAGUCUGACAUAGAACCUGACAAAGGCGUCCCAGAAUAUUCAAACCUUAAUCAGCCUUACCUAUGUUGACAUCUGUUUCAUAGAUUAAUUAGACUUUCCUAUAUCAGUCUUAACUGUGUUGUAUUAGUACAAGUACAAAAUUGUAUGAGUACAUUGUAAUGAUAUUGUAUGAGUACAUUGUAAUGAUAUUGUAUUAGUACAAGUACAUUGUAAUAAUAUUGUACAAGUACAGCCCCAUUUCUUAGUUGUAUCCUGUUUAAUCAGUUCGUGGAGAAGUGCAAUACACACACACGCCAUCACAUACACGUCAUUGUACACACGUAGAUUUACCAAAUCUGUCUUAUCUAAAUGUCACCUUUAAUAAGCCAUCUGAUUUUCAUGUUCUUUAUGUCAGCAUUUUCAAUAACAUUUGUUCACAAUAACUAGCAGCUUCAUUAUGAAAUUGAAUACAUCUAAUAAUACUUGUUGCAGUUUGUAGAGUUAUUCAAAACAAAUAGAAUGUACAGUUGAACCUCCCUAUCUCAGACACUGAUACCCCGAAUACCAUGGAUAUGUCAAAGUGAUUCAGAACUCAAAUCCACUUAUUUCUGAAGUAUUAUACCCUCGAUAUGUCGAAUAUCUUUGAAGUUUUUUCUUGGUCCCAUUGAGUUAACGAGGUUUGUCUGUAUUUUGUGUAAAAAUAUUUUAUGAUAUGCACUUUGGAAUAUGAUGGUCUUGUGUAGAUUUAUACACAUGUACAAAUAACACACAUAGAACUUUAACGUGUAUAUUUUUAUACGCUGGAAACAAUAAACAAUGAAGAAAAACAA
This is a messenger RNA of Ostrea edulis (European flat oyster), 8631 nucleotides long. Its product is annotated as two pore channel protein 1-like. Gene Ontology annotation, cellular component: lysosomal membrane; endosome membrane. Gene Ontology annotation, molecular function: voltage-gated channel activity; monoatomic ion channel activity. The transcript is spliced from 26 exons. NCBI's taxonomy places the organism in Eukaryota, Metazoa, Mollusca, Bivalvia, Ostreida, Ostreidae. Gene Ontology annotation, biological process: transmembrane transport; monoatomic ion transport. The record is from RefSeq and is a predicted model, not a curated record. Bases 32 to 2494 code for a protein of 820 amino acids.